This is a messenger RNA of Cylindrotheca closterium, 1920 nucleotides long. The record is from the annotation of a GenBank genome assembly. NCBI's taxonomy places the organism in Eukaryota, Bacillariophyta, Bacillariophyceae, Bacillariales, Bacillariaceae.
AUGGUGCCCCAACAGUUUGCAAAUCGCACUCAUCAUAACCUGCAAGGGCAACAUUCCAGAGAUCUUUCCACAGACUCACAAGAAGUUGCCAUGAGACCUCACUCCUGCAGUGCUAAAGUAUCCUCACAAGCAGCAGACGCCAUAAUGCUGCCCCUCGUUCGCAGAAUGAGCCAGUUGAGUGCUGAAGAUGAUGACGAUACCAAACUUCGUCUCCCAUCCUUGGAAGGUUGCUUCCAAUGCAAUGAUCAUGAUGAUGAUCACAGCCUCGACUCACAAGUCAAAUUGGUGGACGACACGAUGGUCCAUGAAAACGACAGCGAUGACAGUGAUGAUGACGAUAGUAUCAUGUCGCAAAUCAGGGUCUUGUCGGCCCUGGAAACGGCAGCCUUUCAAGAUGCCGAAACUAUUGUCCACGAUAAUGUUGUUCCUGACGAGGACAGUGAUGAUGACAGUCUCUCUUCCAUUGUCUCCAAGGCCUACUCGGUUACCUCCUCGUCCUCUGCAUCCUGCUGCUCUUAUUCCGCAUCUUCGUGUGAUGAUAUGAUGGUGCCUGCUGGGACGAAACGGGUGGUCUUUGUGCGCCAACACAAUGAGAUUCAUACCAUUCCAAACCGAGAAGACUUCUCGUUGGAGGAGAUUGGAACGGUUUGGUACAAACCUGAAGAAAUGGCUGCCAUGGUAGUGGCUCGCUACAAGGAAGAUGCCAGAGCCAAACGAGCAGCCAAGAUGCAAGAACAGGGCCCACUUCCCAUGGUAAUGGAUCACAUCUUGCCAUCAGAAGAAUCCUCCUCAUCAAGCUCUACCACAAACACAAGAUCGACCUCGUUGCCACUGACACUCAUGGCCUGCUUGCCCGCUGAGGGCUUGCUACGGGAGUCUUGCAAACCCGAUGACGAGGCAAGUGAAGCACGCAUUCAUACUCUUGUGGAUGCUGUCAUGGACGAGCAAGAAGUCCAGUGGGACGCAGACAUUGACGAUGCCGACACGCUGGCUCAAGCUUCCUAUGCACAUUCCCGAGCCUGCACCAUUGAUGCCAUCCAGAGGGCACAAUUGGAUGCCCUGGAAGCCAUUCCAUUCUACUUGGGCGAUGACUCAUCUACGGAAAAUGAUCUUUUGGAUCAUUCGAUGCGAUCCGAGACUGGGCACUGCCGAAAAAUACAAGAAGAAGUCUACCAAUUGAGUCCAAUGGUUGUCUCGCCAAAAGCCAAGUCCAUCAAGAAGAAGCAUCGAGCUCGAAAGAACUCUGCUGUUGUGGAAAGCCGAUGGAGUCCCGCCUCCCCCAAGAGAACUUGGUCUGGUCUCAAGGGCAAGGAACAGCAAGAAGGAGGCACUAAUCAGAUGCAGAAUGGACGCUGGAGUCCCGUGAACACUGCAAAGAGGACAUUGACUUCACUCCCAAUGCCAUUGAGAAUCACAAGCGACCAUGGCCCAGAACAACAACAACAACAACAGGAAAACAACAGCAAUCGCUCGCACGAUAGAUCAUUAUCAAUGCCAAUGAGAAUAGCAAGCAAUCAUGGUUCGGGUGAAAUGAGCGAUAUUCUUAGUGUUGUAUCAUCCGGAAGCAUCGAUUCCGAAUCGGAGUUUGGUGCCAUUGAGUACGAAGAACGACUUGCUCCACCCACGACCGUGUCUGUGCAAAAAAAGAAGACCCGGAAAACCAAGAUCUUUUCCAAGAAAGAUUCCAGUAGUACUACUGGAAUUUACCAAAAGGUGAAGCGAAAACUUCAGGAUUCCAAGAAGAAGAACAAGCGAAAGAAGAAGGCCAAAAGCACCAAAACGGACAAGAAAAAGGUCAAGGGGAUGAAGAAGGCGAUCGCAAUCAUCACCAAGAUGGAACCAUCGCAAUCAUCUGGAUUGAGCGAUGAGUUUGCAGAAAUGGAUACCUCUGAGGUCAAACGCACCCUCGUUGCCUUGUAG